AUGGCUUCUGAAGUUCUCGAUUCCCUGCUACAAAUUUUACGCCAAAUCCUUAAACGCGACGAUGAUCUCACCACUCUUCGUGUAAAACUACGAAUUAUAUCCAUCCACGACAAAGCUGUGGUCUUGCAGUUGAAUCUCAAACAUUUCCCAGAAAAGGAAGCAAUUAGGGAGGCAGUAAAUACAACACAAGAGAUUAUUGAGUAUAUUUUCUCCCCAGAAAAUGUUUCAGAUUGUGGGUUUAUAGAGGCGAGUGUGAGACUUUCAAAUCAGUUGGGGGAAUUGGCAGAGGAGCUCGCCUCAACUGCCGGAGAUGUGGUGGAUUACUGCAAGAGUCCCGACGAACUAGUCAACAACGUACGAAGGCGGAGUGACUCAUCAUCAAGAUCUGCAAUAAGGCUGGAUGUCAGCCUUUUAUGCCUGUUGGCGAGAGUCAAGAGAAUUAUGCUGACUACUGCUUCAUCAACAAGAUCUGCACUCAAGAAUGAAGAUGAUGGUUUUCAUGAAGAUUUGACUGUAGCAACACAACUGGCUCUCAGCAUUUCAAACCGGUUGGGGAGAUUAGCGGAGAGAAUUAAGUGGACUGCUGUUGGUUCAUCAUCAAGAUCUGCACCGACAAGUAAGGAUAUCGUGGUUGGUUUUGAUGAAGAUAGGUUGCAGAUAUUGUCCUGGCUUAGAAGCUAUUCAUCCGAGCUGCAAGUCCUCCCUAUUGUGGGGAUGGGAGGCAUUGGUAAGUCCACACUCGCUAAAAUUGUUUAUGAUGAUACAUUCAUUACUUAUCAUUUUGAUUUUCACGCUUGGGUCACAAUAUCGAAAGAUUACAGUGUAGAAAGUAUUCUUUCAAAUCUGCUUGCUUCGAUGAAAGGAAAAGGAAUCCAAGCAAGGCUCUUUUUGUAA
This is a messenger RNA of Salvia miltiorrhiza (redroot sage), 894 nucleotides long. RefSeq lists its product as uncharacterized. The transcript has a single exon. Bases 1 to 894 code for a protein of 297 amino acids. Gene Ontology annotation, molecular function: ADP binding. The record is from RefSeq and is a predicted model, not a curated record. NCBI's taxonomy places the organism in Eukaryota, Viridiplantae, Streptophyta, Magnoliopsida, Lamiales, Lamiaceae.